Messenger RNA from Fusarium odoratissimum NRRL 54006, 126 nucleotides. RefSeq lists its product as uncharacterized. The annotation marks the transcript as partial. Lineage: Eukaryota; Fungi; Ascomycota; Sordariomycetes; Hypocreales; Nectriaceae. The transcript has a single exon. The record is from RefSeq and is a predicted model, not a curated record.
ACAGUUGAUGUUGCUCGGUUAGUAAAGAUAGAAAACGCAUUCCAAGACUCUAUUGUUGUCGAUGGCUGGGGUUGGGAAGAGACCGAUUUGGAAGAUAGUGGAGAUGAUAUGGACAUCGGCCAAUGA